CGCAAACACUGCCAAAUUCCGCAGACGGCAGUGAUUCCUGUUUAGCCUCAUGAACUCUGGAUCGCAUCAUGUCGUCUAGCCACAGUAGCCUCGAUGCAGCUUCUGUCGAUCGAAAAGCACGCCUUGCUAAACUUGCCUCUUUAAAACGCAAGCAGCCUGGUGCCUCCGACACAGUUAUCCCAUCACCAGAAGUCGACAAUGAAGUAUCCUCGUCCUCCAAAACAGAUGUCUAUAUUUCUGGAAGAAAUUAUGACAAGACAACCAAAGGAGCCAGGUUGGGGUUUGAGAACAACCCUUCCGGAGAUGUCGAGACGAUCGAAGUCCGGGCGCAACGGCUAGAACAAGAGACUCAAGAACAAGCUGCCCAGGACGAGAUAGAGGCAGAAAAGGGCAUAGACCUCUUCAAACUACAGCCCAAGAAGCCCAACUGGGACCUGAAACGGGACCUGGCCGAGAAAAUGAAGGUCCUCGACGUGCGAACGCAGAACGCCAUCGCGAGGCUUGUGAGAGAGCGGAUCGAAAAUACGAAAAAGGAAGCGCUCAACAAGGGAAAGCCAUCAGCAGAUGACGAACAAGGAGAGGAGCUCGGAAUGGAAGGCCAGACACUGGUAGAAAGCAUACAUCUACGCGAACAGGAGAGUAAAGACGCUGAACUUGAAGACGAAGACGAAGUUACUUGAGUACAGACCUGUGGCACCACAAUGGCACCUUGAUCUAAAGAUUUCACGAAACGUGAAUUCAAGUCAACAAGUCUCCGUGUGCAGGUGGCUUCGCAAAGAUACCUGCCUUCUGGGAGCAUGACACCCAUCUUUCAAAUCAAGAAUGGUCUCCAUGGCUAGCAAGAACCUGCAAUUAUACUCUUGCGGGAGACGACAUUCCCUUUCCGAUACGGAAAACGGUGCGCUGCAGCGAAUUGAGCGGAUUCUAUCGACAAUGCAUUAUCAUUCGAGACUGAAGAUCUUCGUAUCCAAUCCUCCCCGCGAGAGUCGGCAAUUUUGAAGACUCCCACAGUUCAAUAUGUCAUUGAUCUGGUCGCCAUGGUUUGGCCAAGCCAUCAAACAUAGCAGCUCUUGCAAUGCGUCGCAGGCAGGUUGUGCGAUGAAAGGUACAUGUCAAGCUGUACCUCGGAGAAUACUCGUGAUUUGGGAUCAUUAGGAUAGUGUUGAAACAAAAGGCGAUAUCGAUUAGUUUUGCCUUGCUGGACCCGAUAUCAAAAACACUCCAGUGCUGUGUUUGUGUCCACAUGCACGUAACGACAUUAUCUGAGGUGAAUAAAAAUACCCUUAUCCGAAA
Exophiala mesophila is the source of this 1293-nucleotide messenger RNA. RefSeq lists its product as uncharacterized. The transcript has a single exon. Gene Ontology annotation, cellular component: U2-type spliceosomal complex; post-mRNA release spliceosomal complex. NCBI's taxonomy places the organism in Eukaryota, Fungi, Ascomycota, Eurotiomycetes, Chaetothyriales, Herpotrichiellaceae. The coding region runs from base 69 to 680 and encodes 203 amino acids. The record is from RefSeq and is a predicted model, not a curated record.